AUGAACCUGGACUAUGCGCUCUUCGACCUGGGCGACUGGAAGCUGAAACAUGGCGGCACAAUACCUAAAGCCCAGAUUGCAUACAAGACAUUUGGAGAUUCGAAAUCGCCCGCUAUCAUCUAUCCCUCCUGGUAUAGUGGCCUGAUUUCCGACAACGAAUGGUUGAUUGGCAAGGACAAGACUCUGAACCCAGACAAGUACUUCAUUAUUAUCACUGCGCUCUUUGGAAAUGGCCAAUCUUCGUCUCCGAGCAACCGCAAGGAGAUCCGGCCUUGGCCUGAGGUGACAUUCUACGACAAUGUUCGUGCUCAGCAUGAGCUAGUGACCAAGAAAUUCGGAAUCACUCAUGCGCGAGCUGUGCUUGGCUGGUCGAUGGGAGCGGGCCAAACAUACCAAUGGGCUACACAAUACCCAGACUUUAUGGAUGUCGUAGUGCCAUUCUGUGGAUCCGCCAAAACAGCACUGCAUAAUCAGUCCAUGCUUGAAGGCGUGAAAGUGGCUGUCCUCGGAGGCAAAGGAGCUUCCAGCGGCGGAGUCUGCAAGGGCGAGGCCAAUAUCAAUUCAUAUCGCGCCUGGUCGGAAGAAGAGAAGGUGGUCGGGUUGAAGGCUCUUGGUCGUGUGUACUCCGGUUGGGGGUUCAGCCAGGCUUUCUAUCGCCAAAGGCUAUAUGAGUCGGUGCUUGGCUUCAAGGACAUUGAAGAUUUUAUGUUAAACUUCUGGGAAACCUGGGCGCUGUCUAAGGACCCGGACAACAUGGUCGCUAUGCUUUACACUUGGCAAGCAGGAGACUGCUCGGCACAAGAGCCCUACAAUGGCGAUUUUGACGCUGCGAUGAAGGGCAUCAAAGCGAAGGCUCUUGUGAUGCCAGGACAGACGGACCUAUACUUUCCUCCCGAGGAUUCCGAAGAUGAAGUCGCGCGAAUGAAUCCAGGAAUCGGCAAAUGCGUGCCAUUCCCCUCGAUAUGGGGCCAUUGGGCGGGUGGUCCUGGUCAAAGUACUGAAGAUGUCAAGUUCCUGGAUGAUCAGCUGCGCGAGUUCUUUGCAGCUGAUUGA
This is a messenger RNA of Pseudocercospora fijiensis CIRAD86, 1053 nucleotides long. RefSeq lists its product as uncharacterized. Gene Ontology annotation, biological process: biosynthetic process. The record is from RefSeq and is a predicted model, not a curated record. Lineage: Eukaryota; Fungi; Ascomycota; Dothideomycetes; Mycosphaerellales; Mycosphaerellaceae. Gene Ontology annotation, molecular function: acyltransferase activity, transferring groups other than amino-acyl groups. Bases 1 to 1053 code for a protein of 350 amino acids. The transcript is spliced from 4 exons.